AUGCCUUCUGCAACGCAGCGUUCGGGCUCAGCGUUAGAUGUAAUUAAAGAAGAACAAGGUUCACAUCAUUCUUCUAUCAACAUAAACAAUGUGGGGUCAGGAUGUGUUAACUGUGUUUGCAAAUCACCACCUCAGCUUCCCUUCGACGACUCGAUAAAAAGGGAAGAUGUUGAGAAAAUGCUUCAAGAAAGAGACACGAUUUUACGCAAACAAUUCGAAAGCGAUUUGUCGGCGCAGAUUUCUUUGUUAAAAGAGAGAUUUGAUUUUAUAUUGCAAAAUGAGCAAAUACGUACAUCUUAUAUGCUCCGCGAGGCGCACAGAGAACGGCAGGAGAAAAUACAAGCGUUACAGUCUCAGCUGGAAUGCAAAAACAUGGCCGGCCUGAUGUACGUCAUGUGCGCGGAGAGAAGAAGAGGAAAGUUGGAGAAGUUGAGACUCAUUGAAGAAUACACGGGCUACAUUCGAGGUCUGCAGGCCAUCUUGACGGAGGGUCAGCAAUUGAUCCUGAACCUCUCGAGAGGAUACAAAACCGCUGCCAGGGUGGACCACGAAUGGCGGGAGAAGAUGAAAAAAAUCAUCAAAGAAUUCCAAGCUUACGUGAUAAACUACAACGGUGGCACCCCGGAAUCGAACCAGUAUAUUUUCGAUAUACCCCACCUGCUCAAGACCAAAGCGCCAAUUGAGGAUGACCCCAAAGAAGACCCAUGCCAGGAGGAUGUGAUUGAAGAGGAAACUGCUAAUGUAAAUCGGGAAUCGCCCUGGUGGGAGCGUCUGGACGGCGACUGCAAGCCGUUCAUCGUGUUUGGAGACAUGGCGGAGUUCACGCCGCCUCAGAGAAGGAAAACCUUGAGGACUGUGAAGGCAGCGAAGACUGCACCGAAGAAGUGGAAAGAUUAUUUGUUUAACGAGAUGUACCUUCAAGCGGACUGCUCCAACCUGGAUGUGAUCAAAGAUGAGCAUCCUAACAGGUUCCCUAUGCAACCCACCUGGGAGUGCCACGCCGCUCAGACUCUGAACAGAGAGGAGUCGGUCAUGAGGUCGAGGUACGACUUUUCAACCACCCGUUUCACUAGUAUGGACACCCGCGGAAACAUGGGAUCUAUCCUCAAGAUCGUGACCGCAGCCGGUCACACUGAGCCCGUGACGAAGGCCAACUUGCUGGGUGCCAGGGACUCCAUGGAGAUCACGUCCACUACGAAAUUGAAAGAAAAGCAUUCCGUUAGAACAUCGCGCAGCUUAGAAAAGAUCAACGUAGUUGUUGGACAGAGAAAGUAUGAUGCUGUUGACCAGGGAUUGAAGAAAGAAGCACAAACAAAACAAACGGAGGCUAAAAAUGCCACUAAGGGUGCAGUAGAUGAUGAGGAGGCGGAUGACGAUGACUCGUCAACAUCACAAUCAUUACUUGGGAGCGUCCAUAACGACAGUCUACAAGUGAUUACGUCCCACAGACCUGAUCGGGAUCACACAAUUAAUUACGAGAAGGUAUGCCCAAUGGAGAAAUGCAAGCAUAUGCAAGUGGACUCUUUCAUGCGUUCCCUGCCUCCGUACAUGCGCGCCAGUCCCUUCUUACAUUUCGAGCAGACCUUUGAAGAUUACGAGACUUGCUCACCAGAGCAAAUCGCAAUACUCCAAGCGCGACUGGAGCUGAAGAAGAAGAAGCACAAGAGUCAGGCCGCCUUCUUGGUAGACGAGGACCGUGACGAAUGGGCACCAGAGAUUGAGGGUGUGGGCGUCCAGACUUCAGAGAGACAGUUGUACCUGCCGCCUUGCACUUGUGAGCUGCCUGCUGCUUCGAACUCGAUCAGUUCUGGAGGAGUUGUCUUUAGGAUUGAAGAUCUCCUCCCGAUCAAGAAGGCUCUAGAUGACAUACAAGAAAAAUGUUUCUUCGAUGAUGAGGUAGAAUUCAACAGAUUCCAAGUCAUCGGACAAGACAGUGACGUGAAACUGCCCGCUACUCAAGACGAUUUUGAUAAGAAGAGGAUGACCGAGAUUUACAGGAUUUUGAAGAAACAUCCCAGUUUGUGCGACCUUUUCCAGGCAAACACAAGUUAAAAACAACGAGUUUCAACUUUUUGUAAACUUUAUUU
Amyelois transitella is the source of this 2087-nucleotide messenger RNA. RefSeq lists its product as uncharacterized. The record is from RefSeq and is a predicted model, not a curated record. The coding region runs from base 1 to 2052 and encodes 683 amino acids. The transcript is spliced from 16 exons. NCBI's taxonomy places the organism in Eukaryota, Metazoa, Arthropoda, Insecta, Lepidoptera, Pyralidae.